Molecule: messenger RNA, 267 nt
Organism: Rodentolepis nana
Lineage: Eukaryota; Metazoa; Platyhelminthes; Cestoda; Cyclophyllidea; Hymenolepididae
Source: the annotation of a GenBank genome assembly
AUGGCUCCAAGUCUUCACCGGGUCAUAUAUAAGUCUGCACUGUUGAGGCUGCAAAACUUACUGGCCCUUGAGACAAUCAAUGUUAACUAUACUGGAGAUCCCCUCAGUCUUCAGGAAAUCAAACACUCCUCCAGAGCAAAUGCGCUCCCCUCAGUUGAUGUAGUGUCGCACCCAACUGCUCGACUUCUUCAGGAUGUAGUGUGUUGCACCCAACUGCUCGACUUCUUCAGGAAAUCCUCCAGAGCAAAUGCGCUCACUGGUCCUUGA